Hipposideros armiger (great roundleaf bat) is the source of this 4441-nucleotide messenger RNA. RefSeq names its product heparan sulfate 6-O-sulfotransferase 2 (gene HS6ST2). Gene Ontology annotation, cellular component: membrane. Gene Ontology annotation, molecular function: heparan sulfate 6-sulfotransferase activity. NCBI's taxonomy places the organism in Eukaryota, Metazoa, Chordata, Mammalia, Chiroptera, Hipposideridae. The transcript is spliced from 5 exons. The record is from RefSeq and is a predicted model, not a curated record. The coding region runs from base 269 to 2233 and encodes 654 amino acids.
AGAAAACGACCCCGCUUCCGUUGGAGAAUGGAAAUUGGCAAAGAAAGAGAGAAGGUCCAAUUUGCGCCUUUGCUAUUUUAAGGGAGGUUGAAAUUAUGAGCCAAAGUGGAGUGACGCGCUCACUGGAGUGACCUCCGUUCCCCCAAGACAGGAAAAGUCAGGUCCUCUGCUUGGGAAGUGGCUCGAGCUCUUCUUAGGCGUGGAGCAUUAUUACAUAAAUUCAGGCUCGCUCCUGAGCCUUAGUACCCUGAGUUGCCUGAAGGGGGGAAUGGCACUGCCUGCGUGUGCAGCCCCGGCGCUCCGGCCGCCACUGCAACCGGAGCGUGGAGCGCCCGCCCGCACCACCUGUCCCCGCCGGCAUUCCAGAGUAGAGGCCGAAUUGGCAGCGAGCCGGCCCGGAUCAGUCGCCGCCUCAGUCCGCGCGGGCCCUCCUAGGGGUGUGUCUCGCGGAUUCAACUCCCAGCAGCUUCUGGACGAGCCCCUAAAGGCGUCUUCCUCCCUGGCGGGAGCCGUGCGCGCCCCACUCUUCGCGCUGCUGCCCCGAGGCCGCCGCAGGCGGAUGCGCGACCUCAGGAGACGCUGGGACCUGGGAUCCCUCUGCCGGGCCCUGCUCACUCGGGGCCUGGCCGCCCUGGGCCACUCGCUGAAGCACGUGCUCGGUGCGAUCUUCUCCAAGAUUUUCGGACCCCUAGCCAGCGUCGGGAACAUGGAUGAGAAAUCCAACAAGCUGCUGCUGGCUUUGGUGAUGCUCUUCCUAUUUGCUGUGAUCGUCCUUCAAUACGUGUGCCCCGGCACAGAAUGCCAGCUCCUCCGCCUGCAGGCGUUCAGCUCCCCGAUGCCGGACCCAUACCGCUCGGAGGAUGAGAGCUCCGCCAGGUUCUUGCCCCAUUACAAUUUCAGCCGCAGCGACCUCCUGCGCAAGGUAGACUUCGACAUCAAGGGUGAUGACCUGAUCGUGUUCCUGCACAUCCAGAAGACCGGAGGCACCACUUUUGGCCGCCACCUGGUGCGCAACAUCCAGCUGGAGCAGCCGUGCGAAUGCCGCGUGGGUCAGAAGAAAUGCACUUGCCACCGGCCGGGUAAGCGAGAGACCUGGCUCUUCUCCAGGUUCUCCACGGGCUGGAGCUGCGGGCUACACGCCGACUGGACCGAGCUUACGAGCUGCGUGCCGGCUGUGGUGGACGGCAAGCGCGACGCCAGGCUGAGACCGUCCAGGUGGAGGAUUUUUCAGAUUUUAGAUGCGGCAAGUAAGGAUAGACGGGGUUCUCCAAACACUAAUCCAGAUGCCAACUCUCCAUCAUCCAAAAAGGCCCGGAAUACAUCUACGAGUGGGAAGAACUUCCACUACAUCACCAUCCUCCGAGACCCAGUAUCCCGGUACUUGAGUGAGUGGAGGCAUGUCCAGAGAGGGGCAACAUGGAAAGCAUCACUGCAUGUCUGCGAUGGAAGGCCCCCAACCUCGGAAGAGCUGCCCAGCUGCUACACUGGUGAUGACUGGUCUGGCUGUCCCCUGAAAGAGUUCAUGGACUGUCCCUAUAAUCUAGCCAACAACCGCCAGGUGCGCAUGCUCUCUGACCUGACCCUAGUAGGCUGUUACAACCUCUCUGUCAUGCCUGAAAAGCAGAGAAACAAGGUCCUCCUAGAAAGUGCCAAAUCGAACCUGAAGCACAUGGCAUUCUUCGGCCUCACUGAGUAUCAGCGGAAGACCCAGUAUCUGUUUGAAAAAACCUUCAACAUGAACUUUAUUUCACCAUUUACCCAAUAUAAUACCACUAGGGCCUCUAGUGUAGAGAUCAAUGAGGAAAUCCAAAAGCGUAUUGAGGGACUGAAUUUUCUGGAUAUGGAAUUGUACAGCUAUGCCAAAGACCUCUUUCUGCAGAGGUAUCAGUUUAUGAGGCAGAAGGACCAUCAGGAAGCUAGGCGGAAGCGUCAGGAACAACGCAAAUUUCUGAAGGGAAGGAUCCUUCAGACCCAUUUCCAGAACCAGUUUCAGGGCCAGAGCCAGAAUCCAAGUCAAAAUCAGAGUCAGAAUCCAAAUCUGAAUGCAAAUCAGAAUGUGACUCAGAAUCUGAUUCCAAAUCUGAUUCAGAACUUGACUCAGAGUUCGAGUCAGAAUUUGAGCCAGAAAGAGAACCAGGGAAGCCAGAAGCAGAACCCAGGCCAAGAACAGAGCGAUAGCAACACCAGCAAUGGCACCAAUGACUACAUAGGCAGUGUAGAGAAAUGGCGUUAAACGGCUCCCAAAGGCUUUUGCACACUUCUCCCAAAGCGUCAGUUAAAAUAUGGCAAAUCUUAAAAGAUGAGUGUAUCCAAACACAUCCUGCUUCCUUAAGUGUGGAAGUUAAAAAAAAGUUAAGAUGUUGCCUUUACAGUUGCCUUCCAAUUAAAUGUUAUAAUGUGCGUGGGUAAAACACAUUUCAGUAUGUAAUUAAAUUGUCUUUUUUGGUUUGUUGGAGUAUUUAUAAAUCCAAACCAGACUCACCAGAAAUUGCUGUUUAGAUAUUUUAAGAAGUUCUUAAAUUACAGAGACAAAUGAAAACAAAAUGUGGCCAUUUAAGUUAUGGCUAAGAAAUGGACUUCAAAUUAUUUAUGAUACACUAUUAAAACUCAACCUUGGAAGCAAACAUUUUGUUUCCCCCAGGGGUAAGCAUGAAUAUAAACAUAAAACAUCUAAAAUUAAACACAAAACCUUUAUUUUCUUCUGAUUUUAACAAGGAAUCUAUUUAAAUGGAAUAAGAAGUAAUGGUAAAUUUUACUGAACUGUAGAAACUGAAAAAUUUCUCUCCCAAACAUGGCAAGUUUUAUGUAAAAAUACUGGCUUUUCAAGUAGAACAGGACUCAUAUCUUGUUAUUGAAGAGAUGUUUAAAAUUUUAAACUUUUUCUACCUUCUACUGUUCAAAGGUUUUAAACAGGGUGUAUCUCAUGUUAACAAAACACUUUUUUUCCGACUGGAAUACCAAUGUAAAGAUUUAAUUUCCAGACGCUUCCUGGGCACUGUAAUUUCAACAAUUCUGGAUCUUUUUGGCGCUGCUUCUCAUUCAUUUUAAGGCUUCUCUGAGUUGUGCUCAUUCCAAACUAACCCAUUUAUAGACUCUUUCUUCGUCAUCUAAAUGGUGUGUUGCUGAAUUUAUUGUGAUAUAUAAUCCUGGAUUAAAGUCAGGACUUUCUAUAGAAUUGUCUUAUCAAUGUUUGUGUAGUGAGGUCCUUAUCAAGAAACUCUUGAACAGGAUGAUGUGUCUAAAAAUAUUGCUGAAGUUAUUCUUGAUCAGAUAGAAUUGAACCCGAAUGUGAAUAAACUUGUUAUUUACUUUUUGUAUAUUUUUAUUGUAAUGUUUCCAGUUGGGCUGACUAUUUCUAGCCCAUUAGUUCUUUUUCAUGUUGACAAAUUGUAGACAAUUACAAGAGAAAAACAAUGGUAGAAUAAACAUUAAGAAAGCCAGAGUUAUUCAGUAACACCAAAAGCUGUAUCUCAAUACUUUGGUUAACCCUCUACCAGGUUUUGUUUUAAGAAAGAACAAAAGGAAACUGUUCUGCAGUGAGGUUAAGUAUCAGCCUAGCAAUUGAGGAAAUUGAUUUAGUAUUGUAAGUCAAUACAUAAAUACUUUUAAGGUAUCAAUUAUGAAUUGAGCAGGGCAAAAAACAUGUAUGUAACCCACUGUGCUAUGAAACAUCAUGGUCCCAUAAAGUUUCCAUUUUACAGGUUUGCUGUACUUUUAUAAGAACUUACACUACCCUCCUGGCUGUUGAUCAAACGAGGCAACUGAAUGUGGCAUUUGUUUUCAGGAAGGUCAUGCUUAGAAGUGUGACCAUAAAGUCACAUCGUGUACAAUCUGCUUAUUUGCAUGAUCUAGUUUCACCUGUAAUAAUAUGGCCACAAGCUGGAAACGAACUUAUUUGGGUUUAAAAAUAAAUGUUCUUGACCCUGAGCUUGUAUUGUUAUAUCUAAAUUUUGCUUUGUCUGCCAGUAGCAGUCCUGGGAAUUCUGAGAACUGAAAAACUGAAAGGAAUUUUAAAAAAAUCAAACACUCCUUGAAGUCAAAGUGUUUUAGAGCGAAGCUAUUUUGUAUACAUUGUGUUUUUAAAAUGCAAAUUCUGUAGAUCACUGUGGUAUUUCAAUUUCGUUUUGUUUUAAUUGAUGUUUGCUCUUAAAACUGUUGGAAAGCAGGAUGAAGCCUGAGCCAGUGGAAAAGCUUGUUACAGAAAAUCAUUGUGUGUUAUUGCUGUGGUGUGCAUGGUUUGCAGAGAUUAAGUGCAUUUUCUCUGUCUAUAACUGAUUAUUGUAUAUAGGGGAUGUUAUAAAUAUACAUUUUUGUCAGCAUCAUGUAAAUCCCAUGAUUUCAACUGUAAACAUCUGUCCAAUGGUGUGGCUUUACAAACCAUUCACUGAUUUUGUGUAAUUUAACAGUAGAUAUGAAAUAAAGUUUAAAUUGCAGGCUCUGA